GCCAGCACGGAUGCGCUUCACUUGCUGAAGCAAAGUGGCUUGGCUGCUGAGAGCAAGGUUGUCGCCUUCUCAAGGUCAUCCGCGGCCCUGCUGAAGCAAGCUCGAGCGCUUGUCAAAGCUGCCCGAUCCGAAGCUAAUGUGGCCAAGGCCGCCCAGCAGGCGGAGAGCGGCAAGCUAUCCAAGCGCACGGCCCGCGGGAAGAAGGCUGGGCCGCAAGCUCCUUCUUGGCUAGCGUUCACGCUGCCGCGCUGGGACUGCGCUCGGACUGGCAUGUGUCCUGUAGAGCUUUAG
Molecule: messenger RNA, 291 nt
Organism: Effrenium voratum
Lineage: Eukaryota; Dinophyceae; Suessiales; Symbiodiniaceae
Source: the annotation of a GenBank genome assembly